AUGCACAAGAAAGAAGUAGUAGUGGAUUUUGCAAUAACAUUCACACACAUUAUCUUGGAUUUACGUAAUUUGGGAGAGACGAUGGAAGAAAGAAAGGUAGUGUGGCGAUUUUUGCAGGCGAUGCCUUCAAAAUUCGACGCUCUUACUUUAUCUAUGGAGCAAUAUGUUGAUUUAGACAAAAUCAGCCUCGACGAAGCCAUUGGCUCUCUGACCAUUCAUGAGUUGCGGCUCAAGGAGCGAGAGUCACAGGAGGAAAAGCAAGCAUUGCUAGCCAGAGUGUUGAGUAAAGCCAAAUUUCUGAGUGAGGAGGAGUCCUCAUCUCGCGGAAGAGGUAGACAUUGUGGCUGCAGUAGAGGAAGAGGUAGAGGCCAUGGCCGCAGCCAACAUCCACUUUCUAUUGACACAAGGAAACAUUUCGAUAAGUCUCAAAUUCAAUGCUACAAUUGUGAGAAAUUUGGACACUUCACUUAUGAAUGUUGA
Molecule: messenger RNA, 480 nt
Organism: Spirodela intermedia
Lineage: Eukaryota; Viridiplantae; Streptophyta; Magnoliopsida; Alismatales; Araceae
Source: the annotation of a GenBank genome assembly